UUUUGCCGGUUUGCCUUAUCUAGCUCAACUCAUUUUCCUUUCGUACCUCGAAUCCAUCGCCGUCAAAUCACAGCUUCUUCCUCCUCUUCGUCGGCGGCGGCUAUGGCGUGUGUACCUAAUUCAUCGAUGACUCUUCUCUUUGUCGAAAUGGGCGUCGGCUACGAUCAACACGGUCAAGACGUAACCUCAGCUGCUAUGCGAGCCUGUAAAAAUGCAAUUUCAUCCAAUUCAAUACCAGCGUUCAGAAGAGGAUCUAUACCUGGAGUUUCAUUCGAUCAGAUGAAAUUGCAAAUCAAAUUAGGAGUUCCUCGGCCUCUACACCACACUCUAGAUCUGGAGAAAGUGAAAUCAGUGUUUCCUUAUGGAAGAAUCUCGAACGUUGAGGUCGUUGAUGGCGGAUUGAUAUGCUCCAGUGGUGUUGAAGUUGAAGAAAUGGGAGAUAAAAAUGAUGAUUGUUACAUUGUGAAUGCUGCUGUCUAUGUUGGUUACUGAU
Molecule: messenger RNA, 493 nt
Organism: Solanum stenotomum
Lineage: Eukaryota; Viridiplantae; Streptophyta; Magnoliopsida; Solanales; Solanaceae
Exons: 1
Coding region: 103-492 (129 amino acids)
Source: RefSeq, a predicted model, not a curated record